AUGUACAACAUCACCAGAGAGACGGUGCUCACCGAGACGAGCCACUGCAAACGCUCCCAGGAGGUCAAAGAGCUGAGUCUGGAGGAAUUUCGGCGCCUGAUGACGUACGGCGAGGUGUCGGUGGAGUCCGUCGCCUCGACAAUCCUGCCGUUCUUGAAUCUGGAAGAGGACGAUGUGUUCUUUGACCUUGGCUGCGGCACGGGCAAGAUUUUGGUGCAAGCGGCUCUUCAGACGCCGUGCAAGAGGGCAAUUGGCAUUGAGCUGAUGCAGAACCGCGUGUUAGAGGGACAAAAGGCGCUGGAGCGGCUGAAAGAGCGCGACGUCCCCGUUCUCCGCGGCAAACAGAUCGAGUUGCUACAGGGAGAUAUCCUCGAGCCGCCGGCUGAAGCCCGGUUGAUGGAUGCCACGGUGGUGUUUAUCAACAACGUAAUGUUCGGGCCGACCCUAAUGCUGAAAGUGCUGGCACUGCUGAAGGACAUGGCCAAUCUUCGGUGUGUCAUGACGCUCCGCAAGAUCUGCGAGCGUCACGGCCACGAGAAGUGCACGCGCGCCGGCAACUACUGUGUCGACUACGUCCACCCUCCAGAAGAAGCGGAUAUUGACGUGUCCUGGGCAGACAAAGCUCAAGUGUAUCGCUACGUCACCGUCGACUACGAUCUGAAAAUGAUGCGGAUGCGAUUGGCCUCCAUGGAGGCCGCCGCGCGCUUGUAG
Molecule: messenger RNA, 711 nt
Organism: Phytophthora sojae
Lineage: Eukaryota; Oomycota; Peronosporomycetes; Peronosporales; Peronosporaceae
Exons: 1
Coding region: 1-711 (236 amino acids)
Biological process (GO): DNA damage checkpoint signaling; DNA repair; regulation of transcription regulatory region DNA binding
Cellular component (GO): nucleus
Molecular function (GO): histone H3K79 methyltransferase activity
Source: RefSeq, a predicted model, not a curated record